UCCUCCUCUUCUCGGUCUUCUCCAUUCUUCUUCAUCGCCAUCGACACCCCUCUCUCUUUCUCUCGCUCUUCGAGUAGGACUUGCGAGGAGGCUGCGGUAACGCUCGCCUCGUCGGCACCAGGGCCCCGGAGCGCCCUCCGCCGCGCCCCCCUUCGCCCAGGUCCGCUUCUACGUAUGGGCUCACCAUGCGCAGGAUUCGGGCCAACGCCAUCGCGAUCCUGACCGUCGCCUGGAUCCUGGGCACCUUCUACUACCUGUGGCAGGACAGUAAGCCGGCGACGGCGGCGUCUGCUCCCUCGUCAGUGGGGAACCACCACCAGGGAGGUGGGCGCCUGGAGAUCCACCGAGACGACAGGACCAUCCCGCUGAUUGUGAGCCAGCCCCCACGUGGCGAGCAUCAGGAUCUUCUGCUGGGUGGCCUGGAUGAGAAUAAGUACUUGGACGCUAAGCAGCUAAAGCCCGGAGACGACCCGUACAGGGAGCACGCCUUCAACCUCAUCGAGAGCCACCGCCUGGGAGCGCAGCGGCCGCUCAGGGACACCAGACACUACAGGUGCGCCUCCCUAAACUAUGACGUUGACCUGCCGUCCACCAGCGUCAUCAUCACCUUCCACAACGAGGCCCGUUCCACGCUGCUCCGCACCGUCAAGAGUGUCCUGAUGCGGAGUCCUCCGCAGCUCAUUCACGAAAUCCUCCUCAUCGACGACUUCAGCGCUGACGCCGAUGACUGCCAGCUGCUCACUCAGAUCCCCAAAGUGCGCUGCCUGAGGAAUGGCAGGAGAGAGGGACUCAUCAGGUCCCGCGUGCGAGGAGCCAACUCUGCCUCGGCCCCCAUCUUGACUUUCUUGGACAGCCACUGUGAGGUGAACACUGAUUGGCUGCAGCCAAUGAUCCAGCGUGUCAAGGAGGACCAUACGCGAGUGGUGAGCCCCAUCAUCGAUGUCAUCAGCCUGGACAACUUUGCUUACUUGGCCGCCUCGGCCGAUUUGAGAGGAGGAUUUGACUGGAGUCUCCACUUUAAGUGGGAACAGAUUCCCAUUGAACAGAAAAUGGCCAGGAGUGACCCCACGCAGCCAAUCAGGACCCCGGUGAUUGCGGGGGGAAUAUUUGCAAUGGACAAGAGUUGGUUCAACCAUCUUGGACAGUACGACACUCACAUGGACAUCUGGGGUGGGGAGAACUUUGAGCUGUCGUUCCGCGUAUGGAUGUGCGGCGGCAGUCUGGAAAUCCUGCCCUGCAGUCGCGUGGGUCAUGUGUUCCGGAAGCGACACCCGUAUGACUUCCCAGAAGGCAAUGCUCUCACCUACAUCAAGAACACACGGCGGGCCGCCGAGGUGUGGAUGGACGAGUACAAGCAGUACUACUACUCGGCCAGGCCUUCAGCACAAGGCAAAGCUUUCGGCAGCAUAGCCGACCGUCUGACGCUGCGCCGAAAGCUGAACUGUAAACCUUUCCGCUGGUACAUGGAGAAUGUUUACCCUGAGCUCAGGGUUCCCGAGCAGGAGGCCGUGUCCAGCAUCCUCCGACAGGGAACGUUGUGCCUGGAGACCCGCGGGAUGGACGGACUCGGCCUGGCGGAGUGCAAAGUGGUCAGAGGCAGCAGGCCGCAGGCGCAGAGGUGGGAGUUAAUCGAGCCGUUGAUCCGGCAGCGCGACCUUUGCUUGGCCAUCACGCUCUUCACCGCGGGGUCAAAGGUCACCAUGGAGCCCUGCAACGCCAAAGAGCCUCGACAGAAAUGGAAGCCCAAAGGCUCGGCCCUGCAGCACACAGUUAGCGGACUGUGCCUGGACAGUCAGAGCACAGCCGGCCCGCUUGUCAUUGCACAGUGCCGCCCUCUGGUGGCCAGCCAGGCCUGGGAGCCUCAGAUCAUCACUUGAAGGACCAAAGGAAGGUUCCGGCAACAAAAGAAUUACCUUUGCCUUGCUUCUGAAGCAGUGUAGGAUGCUCCAUCUUUAAAGGAGGCUGCAGCUCUUCUAACCUUAACUUCUUGCUUGUUUUUUUUUUCUUUUUUUUUUUUUUUUUUUACAUGUUAAUUCCUUAAAGGGGACAUAUUAUGGAAAUCGGACUUUUUCUCAUGUUUGUGCAAUGAACCCCUGCAUAUUUACGGAUUUUUAGGGGGAUCGAUUGUCUGUGAUCCACUGAUUUUGAAAUAAUGCUUUGGCGCCAUCUUGUAGCAUCUUGGAGCCAAGGAACUGUUGAGCUGAAGGGAGAAGUUUAAUUUAUGGGUGAGCGUCAUUUACUUAGUAUGCCUGUCCACCAAUCAAAUGUGAGAUAAAACGACCAAGUAAAGCUUUGGUAAUCUGCCUGUUUUUGAACAUGUGUCUGAGUAAGUCGUUCCCAACUUUGUCCCACUUUGUCCCACUGCGAUGUCACAAUUUGGACUCUGGCAAUGUUCUUUAGGUGGUAAAAUCUUAUGGUAGAGAUGUUCUUAAUGUGUGGAAUAAAAGUCGGCUCCAAUUCUCAAAUCACAACCAGGUUUUGUGUGAAUGGUUUAAAAGAUAUUAACUGUAGUUUUAUUAAAAGUUUCUCUCUCUGUGCCUCA
This is a messenger RNA of Hippocampus comes (tiger tail seahorse), 2542 nucleotides long. It is a transcript of the gene galnt16, whose product is annotated as UDP-N-acetyl-alpha-D-galactosamine:polypeptide N-acetylgalactosaminyltransferase 16. Gene Ontology annotation, cellular component: Golgi apparatus. Gene Ontology annotation, biological process: protein O-linked glycosylation. Gene Ontology annotation, molecular function: polypeptide N-acetylgalactosaminyltransferase activity. Bases 186 to 1877 code for a protein of 563 amino acids. The transcript is spliced from 15 exons. The record is from RefSeq and is a predicted model, not a curated record. Lineage: Eukaryota; Metazoa; Chordata; Actinopteri; Syngnathiformes; Syngnathidae.